AUUAGAUUUAGUGACCCACUGUAUUGCUGGUAGUGAUAAUGAAGAUGUCAAUGGAAUGUUGAAGAUUUACCAAGCCUUUAGUAAGUUUUCAACAAGUGAUAAUCUCGAUGAUUCAUUGCAAGUUGAAUUAUGGGAUCAUCUUCACAAGCUUUUUUUGGGUUUUAUUGGAAACCAUGGUGAAGUUCUGGUACAAAACAUUGAGGACAUUGGAACAGAACUCCUUAGUUCUGUAGUGGAUUCCUCUUUACACCUUUUAUUUUGUUAAGGUUUUUACGCUUGAAAGAACUAAAUGAAUUCCUUAAACUCCCUUCUCUACCUCAAAGAUUCCAGUUCAGAUCUACAGUCAAGCAUUAUUUCAAAAAGUUACCGAAGAUGCUUACGUAUGUUGGAGAUUAUGACUUUCAAGCAAGUAUAGUUGAAGCAGUAUUUCGAAUGACAAAUAGUGAAUUUAGAAGACGGGAAGUUACCAAGUGGUUUCCAAAAUUAGACUGUAGAAUUCAUUCACUCUUCAUCAGAAUAAAGGACUUUGAUCCGGAUGUUCGACGUUUCUUGAAUGCCUACAACAAAUGUCUUGGGCCAGAUCAGUUAGUAUUUAGUAUUCCUUGUGAUAGUGUAUCGAUGGGUCAGGUGGCUUUAGUAAAACCCAAGGUGGCUACGUAUGAAAAAUUUUGGAUAGAUUUCAACCUAGGAACAUGCAGCAUUCUUAUUAUCUGCCAUAAGGAUUGUGGGGACGAGGAUGCUUAUGAAUCAGUUUGGGAGCCCAUUAUGGUGAAGGUGCAAGACGUAGUGAGUGCAACUUUGGUACAAACCGUUCAUUCCUUUACUCUGGAGAUUGUUUUGCCCAGUGUGGAAGCAUGUGCAAAUUUGUUUUUCUCACAGGCAUCUCAGGAAUUUGAAAAACUACUCACAGAUACCGUUGUUUUGGAGUUUCCUCCUCAGAAAAAUCUUGCAAGAAUAUGCAGAACAAUCUUUGAAGACAAACUGAAGAAUUCUGCUGAAGAACUUGACUGUUGGAUGGCUAAUGGCUCAAAGGGAAGCAUACCAUUUUCUGGGGAAAAGGUUAGCUCUUCUUCCAGCAGACAGAAAAAACGAACAUCAUCUGCUCAUGGACUUAAAGCUUAUCAAAAUAGUAGUAAAGAAUCCAAGACAGACAGCAGUACAUUCAAGAUCAAAAUAGCAAGUGAUGAACAUGGAAGAAUACCUGCCAAGAAGAAGAGGCGCAAGAGUAGAAAUGUAACCCAUGUUCUUUCUUGUACAGAUUCUUCUGAACUUGUUGAAGAAAGGCCAAAUAAUUCUAGAGGAAAAGGACUAAAAACCCAGAGUGUUUCUCCUCUUUUGCAUAGGCAAAAGAAUUAUUUGUCAUCUCAUUCAAAGAAAAGAGCCAUAGAAUCUGUGGUAAAACAAGAUUUGAAGGUGAUGAUUCCUGAUUCGCAAGAUUAUGAGGAAAUUCGUGGUAAUGUUACUGAAAAAUCUACUGAAGAUGAAGAUGUUAUUCCUUGUUCUCUAGAUUGUCAAGCGCAAAAGAAAUUAUCAAGUUUUGGCUGCAAGACAUCAGUAAAUAUUUUCCCUAUAAUGAGGAAGAUAGAGUCAGUGACACAAGUUGAUUUGGAAGUGGAUGUUGUUGAAGAUGAAUCAGAGAUAAAAGAUUUUGAGGUGGAUGUUGUUGAAGAUGAAUCAGAGUUGAAAGUAGAGGAGAAAUCUUGCAAGAAAAUGUUUCAGAAUUAUGAGGAUGUCUCCUCUCAUAAUGCAGAUAUGGUUAAUGUGUAUCAGUCAAAUAGUGAAGGAAAUAGAAAACAGCUUUCCACCAGCAAAAUAGAAUUUGAUAAGAAACAAACUAGGAAAAAUACAAAAUGUUCUCUUGCUAAGUCACCACUAAAUAUAUGUUCUAUAAGUAAGUCAUUGAAAGAACCAGUGAACAUUAGCCCAGAUCUAGAAUCAAGUGAACCACCUCCACAGAGUUCUACAUAUGGCAUCAAGGUAUCUGAAAUCAUUAUUGAAAAAAAUUUGAAAAAGAACCAGGAAAUUUCAGUUCUCAGAAAAGUUCAGGAAGGUAAAGAUUCAGUUCCAAAUGAAAAACCACUUGAUAAUAGAAUUUUAGUCCCCUCUCCAAACCCAGAUGAAAGAUUGCUUUGUAAUAAAACUACUAUUCCUCCUUCUCCAAGCCCAGUUGAAGAAUUAUUUGAUAGCGGAUCCACUCUUCCUCCUGUAAGGGCAGAAGAAUGUGUGAAUUCUGCCAACACCGCAUACAGUCCUCUAUCUAUUUCUGAGUCACAACUGGAAAAGACAGGUAUUGUUCCAGAAAUAAAACAUUGCAACUCAGUUCCUAUAGAUAAUGAAAUGAAGCAUCUAUUAUUUAAAAGUUGUACAUCUGCAACUUCAGCACCGGCAACAUCAAAUAUUGAACAGUUUAGUGCUGCCAAGCCAUUUUUAACCCGAUCAAUAAGCGAAAGUGUAUUGAAAGAAAAUGGUUCUCAGAAUUUAAUAGAGAUAUUGCCAUUCCAUCCAAAGUUUGAUAGUUUUAAAACCAUCAGAAAAGAAAGUGUAGUAAGCUUACCUCAGACAUGUUCCCAUGGAAGUUCCAUGAAAUGGUCAAAAAAGAAAUGUAAUAUAAGUAUAUCCAAUACAAUAGAGAUUCUUAAUUUUGCAGUCAAUGUUGAAACAAAUGCAUCUGAUUCCUUAGAAAUACUGAAUCAUUCCUUUUCUAAGACUAGUGCAAAACAUGUAGAAGAUUCGUCGGCUUUAUCUCAUGAAAAUCUAAAGAGUCCAAGACCUACCUUACUCUCUACAUUGAAGAUUUUAGCAGAAUAUCCAAUAAAGUCUCCUGUAAAUUAUUCCUCUACAAGAAAAGAAAAGAAAGAAAUACGAGAGAAAGAGCUACCACAGGUUUUAGACACUCAAGUUUCAACUCCUCGUGCAAAGAAGCAAAAAAUUUCACAUCCCUUGUCAGAACAUUCAAGUGGAAAUACACCAUCCAGAACUUUUGAAAAUAAGGACAAGGUUAGAAAUACCCCAAAAAAGAAAAAGCUCUUUGACACUUCAUCUUUUGAAAUCUUGCAAGACAGUCCUCCAAUGGAACAAGACAGUCCCCCAAGGGAAGAGAUUAUUCAUUCAGAUAUGUACACAACAGAUGAGAGACAUAGACUGGCCCAGGAGGCAAGAAAAUCAUCAGCUUCCAGAUUGCAAGCAGAAAGAGUAGAGCUUAAUGAAAUUCACGUAAAUGGUAGCAAGAGAUCUGGCAAACAAUCUCAAAGGAAGAUAAUUUUCAAACAUAAGGAUACUGUUGAUGACACUCAAAAACUCAGUUGUAAAAAAAAAUCCUUGAAGGAGAAUGAAGCAUGUUUAGAGUCAAGAGAUCUAUUUGAAAAGUCUAAAUCGAGCAAGAAAUUGAAGAAAGAUAAAUCAAACAUAUCAGAACUAUCUGGGGGAUUUUUGGAAUAUCCUGAAAUAAAGGAUAUAUCAGCUAAAGAGCAUAGUGUAUAUUCUGACUACAGUAGUUCUAGUGUUGAAACAGAGCAUAGUUGGCUGAUUAAAAAAAAAUCAAAGUUAUCUAAUGUAUCCAAAACUUAUCCAAACAAAGGGAAAACAUUAAGUAAAUCAGAGACGACAAGGUUUAGCAGCAAUGAAGACUGGGAGCCAUUUAAGGAAAGGAAAAGGAAGAGAGCCCAAAAGGACAGUGACACUUCUGUAGUGAAGUCCAAACAGGAACCCAUUAGAAAGUCUAAAAGGCGAUCAUGCAAAGAAGGCAUUUCCUACUAUGAAAAGUCACCAUUGGAUAGUGAUGUAGAGUUGCAAAAAAAUUCAAUUAUCUCUCCUACAAAAUCAAGAGAUUGGGAGUGUGAAAAUCCCGUCUCCCCAGAAACAUUACGACAUAGUGAAAGCUCAGUUGAUUCUGGCAACUCGAACUACUUAAACUUCCAUCUAUCCCAAAAAAUAACAGAGAAUAAAAAGGUCAUCCCAAUUUCAGCAAAAGGUGAUAGAAUAGGUAAUGAAAUAUCAAAGUGUUUUACUUCUUUUUCAGAUAAUUCUUCUUUAGAUCUAUCAUUCAUAGCCUUAGAUAACUCUGGUCACAAAACUCUAAAUAAAAAGUCUUCUGUUAGAUCUAAAAAUAAGUUAGUGUUUGGUGUAACAGAGGCAGUCAUUCAUGCCUCAGAGGAGGGUACAUGUUCAAAAGAUGUAGUACCUGUUUCAGAGACGUUUGGAGAGGAAGUUGUCAUUAUCUCAGAGAUGAGUGGGAUAUUAGAAUCUAACCAAACAAACAAUCACUUUGACUGUGAUGGUCCUCUACAGAGUACUUUAAUUCAAAAUGAGGAUGGACAUCUACCUAGCACUGGAAGAUUUAGCUAUGUUGCAGAUGUUGAAAAUAAUUCCCUUUGUCAAGGAAACAAUAUUGAGUUGGCUCAUUGUGCAGAAGAAACUGGUGGAGAUUUAAGACUACCUGAAAGUGUUUCUUCCUUUGAAAAUAAUGUAUAUCUUCCAUUUGAGAACCUGCAAACAUCAAAUGAUAUUUCUAAAGUAAGUGAAUGUUCAUUUGGAAUGAAAGAAAGAUUUUCAAGCAAUCAAAAGACAAUUGAAACCUCAGGUGAAGUAAAUUCAGUAGUUUGUCGAGUACUCGCAGAGGAUGAAGAAGUUGUUACUGAACCUUGUCAUGAUGAUAACCAAGGCAUAGGUAAAGGUAUCUAUUCUUCAGAAAGUAAUGGCAGGUUACCAGAAGAUAAAGGGAAAGAAGUAGCCACUUCUGUAAAAUAUGUUUCUGGACAUGAAAUGUUAUUUAGUGAAAAAAUCAUGCUGAUAGUUGACAGAGAAAUUGCUGGUACUGACCUCAAGUCUCCUACUAAGAACUUGUCAUGUAAUGCCACGGGCCAGGGUGGUACUACAUCCAGUGUAGUAGUAGGUACGGAAGAACAUUUGCAUGGAAAUCAGUUUGUUGAAUCGUCCAGUGAAAACUGUGCAGCUUCUGCUGGAAAAAAAUCACUGGUUAAACAUUCCUUUUGUCAAAAUGCUAAUCAGAGCGUAAUUGAGAAAGGCAUUUCUACUAUGUCUCCAACUAUUUCCCAGGUUGCUAAUUGUAUCUCUCCAGACACAACCAAUAUGAAUGAUGCACCACCAAACACACCUGUUAGCCAGUCUUCAGACACUCCUCUUGGAGAAGUUUUGCAGCUCAUGGAUAAGUUGAGCAAUAAUGGUUUUCAAGAUUUUGUUCAAGCUAAUGGCAUUUCACCAACUUCACAUGUAUGUGAUCAGACACCUACGCUUCCUGCCCCACGACAGUUAUUCUCCACUGGAGAUGGUGUAAAGAAUGCUGAAAAGGGUACAAAUAAGCAACCAAGAUCCUCAUGUCUGCAGCUUAUAGAGCUCUUAUCACAGUCAUCUGAUAAACAUGAUUUUUUAAAAUUUAUGGAGGAUUUGAAAUGGUUUUCAGAAUCCCUGAGAAAAGUUGUGUCAUCUUUCAACACAGCAGUAUCAUCACUUCACACAUUAUCUGCAAGUGUAGAUGAUGUUAUAUCUAACUUUGGCACUGGAAGGAGCUAGGGCCACAAUUUGUUAGUGUUACAAUUUAAAAACUUCUUUUUCACCCCUUUUCCAAAGUAAUGUGGAAAUAUAUGAAAGGACCAUUAGUACCUUCAGUUAUAUAUUUACUUUAAUAAGCUUUUGUUUUUUGUUACUGUUUAAGGGAACAAGUUUAAUUUUUACUUUGUAAUGGUGGUAUUUAUAAACAUCCUGGAUGGGAUGGUUGUAAUUAUUGCAUAUUUCGUUCCUAAUGUAGGCCAUUUGUGAGGCAAAUUGAUUUUUUUCCAGUUUUCAGCAACUUUUGUCUUUUCAAGAGAGUUGUUUUUUUUUACUUGGAGCAGUACAUGUUUUUUUUUUACUUGGAGCAGUACUAAUUUAAUGUGCAAUAUAGUUAUUCACUUGAUGCAGCACAUAAAAUGUUACAAUAUGUUUAUUCUUGUUACUGUUGGUAUAAUUUUUAUUUUGUUUUUACAAAGGAUUUCAUGUGAUUCUACUUAAUAUCACAUGGAUAAUAGUCGUAGUAAUCUGUAAAUUUCUAUCACUUGAAGGACUUGCAAUACUUAUUCUGUGUUGAAGAGAUGUAGUGAAGUAUUUUGUUUAGUUGUAUUAGACUGACUGCAGAAUGAUAUAUGACAACAUUAACAUAAAUAGGUUUGAAGUUCCAUUGACUUUCCAGUUAUUAUUUUAUAAAUUUUAUGGAUUUUUGUGACUGACUGAAAGAGGUUUCUUAAAAUUAAAACAAAUUAUUUA
Macrobrachium nipponense is the source of this 6258-nucleotide messenger RNA. RefSeq lists its product as uncharacterized. NCBI's taxonomy places the organism in Eukaryota, Metazoa, Arthropoda, Malacostraca, Decapoda, Palaemonidae. Bases 373 to 5529 code for a protein of 1718 amino acids. The record is from RefSeq and is a predicted model, not a curated record. The transcript is spliced from 12 exons.